UAUUCAUUUUUUUUCAGGGCAACAAAAUAAUUUUUGAGUAAGGUUUUGUUUAUUUUGUCAUGUUUUGAUUACCUAAUUUUUUUCUGUUUUAAUUAAUACUGCAAAGUUUCUGUGAAUCCAUUUGAUUUUAGAUGGCUAUCGUAAAGAAAGAACCUAAAAUUCGUGAAAAGGCUGCAGAGAAUGUUAAUAAAAAAGAACCGAAAGAAAUAAAAACGAAAAGUCCUCAUGGAGGUGAUGAUAACGAGCCUGAAAUUGCUGUUGCUCAUCUGGCACCAAAGUUAUUUUUACAAUCUUAUCAUCCUCUAUUAUUUAAAGUUGGACUCAGAAUGAGUGCAGGAAGCAUCACUGGAUCAACACAACGCUGUUUAUCGAUGUUAAUUGCUAUUAAACAAAUGAUCCAUGACCAUGUUACCCCCGAAAAUAAAGACUUCGCUCGCAGUUUUCAGGCGGCAUUGAAUUCCGCUGUCAAAUUUCUUAAUCAAUGUCGACCAAUGUCAGUUAGUAUGGUAAAUGGAAUUGCAUUCAUCAAAUCACAUCUUUCCAAAAUUUCAUCCACUGUUCCUGAAGAAGUAGCAAGAAAACAGAUGAAGAGUUUGGUAGAAGGGUUUAUGACAAAAGAAAUUGAAUUAGCAGUCAAAGCUAUAACAAAGGAAGGAGCGAAAAAAAUUGACCAUGAUGGAGAAGUUAUUUUAACUUAUGGAAACCCUCUUUUAGUAAAAAAUAUUUUACUAAAAGCUUUCAUGGAUGGCAAAAAUUUCCAUGUAAUCGUUGUUGACGCAAAACCAAGAAUGGUUGGAAAAGAUCUGAUGAAGUGUCUAGUUUCUCGAGGUGUUAAAACAACUUACAUUCAAAUAAAUGCGAUAGCCCAUGUAAUGAACAAGGUAACCAAAGUUUUUCUUGGUGCUCAUGCCAUGUUGGCUAAUGGGUACGCUAUGGCAAGCAUUGGCAGUGCUCAAAUAGCCUUAGUAGCAGAUUCGUUCAAUGUUCCAGUAUUAGUAUGCUGUGAAACAUUUAAGUUUUCUGAGAAAGCAAUCCUGGACUCUUUUGCUUUAAGUAAAUCAGGUCCACUGAAACCGCAGGAAGACUUCUUUAAUUAUGGUAACACGGGAAAAUCGAAAGAUUCGAAAGGAAUUAAAAGUAAACAAGAUGAAGUCCAGAAAAAAGAGAAAAAGGUUAAUGUGCUUAGCCUUUCCUAUGAUUUGACUCCUCCAAGUUUUAUUACUAUGAUAAUUACUGAAAAAAGUUUCCUCCCGGCUAGCUCAGUUUCAGCUGUUAUUAGGAAUAGGACUCAUGAAUUACAAUAAAUUUAUCUGUUAUAUUUUACUGUAAAAAUUUAAUAAAUUUACACUGGUUAUAUCGAUCAAAA
Molecule: messenger RNA, 1366 nt
Organism: Tetranychus urticae (two-spotted spider mite)
Lineage: Eukaryota; Metazoa; Arthropoda; Arachnida; Trombidiformes; Tetranychidae
Gene: eIF2Bdelta
Product: eukaryotic translation initiation factor 2B subunit delta
Source: RefSeq, a predicted model, not a curated record